CUGGAACACAAAACCUGACGAACCUCAUUCUUGCAGGUUGUUUCACCAUUGACUCAGUCCCAAAGCCGUGUCAACACUUUCUCUGUACUUGACAAAGCCUGAGGUAUUCAGAACUUUUAAUAAUAGGGAAUCAAAGAAUAAAAAAAGGAAACCUGGUGAGCUUGUAAGCCCGGGAACUAUGAACACCUUUUGGAAAGCUGUGACCUUCCUGAGUGCCGUCAUCGCAGUGGCACAGGGGUUUAACUGCCGUCAGUGUCCUCUAGGUGUGAUCGGGAUAUGCCUGUUUGGCAGCGACGUCACAUGUAAUAAUGCGACUGAGAGCUGUUAUCGUGGAGAAGCACAGUUCAAUGCUACCGGGUCGCUCACCCUGCAGACCCGCGGCUGCCUGGACUCAGACCUGUGUGGGAAGACGCUGACCGGCGUCGUCCUCGGUGCUGGUUACACCAGCAGUUUCAAGUGCUGUACCACAAGUCUGUGUAAUGGAGCCUCCUCUGUCCAGCUCUCUCUGACCGUGGCCCUGUGUGGCGUCCUCCUGUCCUCUCUCUGGGGCACCUGGGACUUCUAGUUUUGCAUGAUCCAACCCCUGUGUCUACUGUUGUUGAUUUUUACUGUUUGUACUAAUCAUUUCAAUUAAAUCCAAGAAUCAUCAUUAAAAAACAUUACGACUU
Hippoglossus stenolepis (Pacific halibut) is the source of this 668-nucleotide messenger RNA. RefSeq names its product sperm acrosome membrane-associated protein 4-like. The transcript is spliced from 3 exons. The coding region runs from base 179 to 565 and encodes 128 amino acids. The record is from RefSeq and is a predicted model, not a curated record. NCBI's taxonomy places the organism in Eukaryota, Metazoa, Chordata, Actinopteri, Pleuronectiformes, Pleuronectidae.